AUGGGUAUUAAAACCACAGCGGUGAACACUAAGCCCCUUGUAGAGAGCCUUCUCGCUCGACUCUAUAAUAAAGCUCAAAGCAGCCACCGGCCCCUGAUUGUCAUCCUGGACAAUUCUUAUCUGAAGAAGAGAGUUGAUCAACCAGCUCACAAGGAAAUAAACCCGUUGAUCACUAGUAGUGGAGAAAUCGGGCAUGCUGAGGCGCCGGAGUUUCACAAAUUGACUAGAAGACCCAGGAUGUCAACCAGACCACCAUCAAACAGACCCUUCAAACACCGAAACAAAUUUCGAGCGACAGAUGCUGCCCAGUCACCAAUUGUCAAAAGUCUCCUACGCAUCUCUAACGAUCUACGAUGUGACGCGAAAGACGACUGCGCCGACGAAUGCAGCAUAAAAUUCAGCGGUGCUAAGAAAAAGAAAUGUGAAUUUACAUGCAAAAUAACAUUUGAAUGUAAACAGGAAUCGGAUUCAUGUAAGGGCGAUGAAUGUAAUCCAAAUUCUUGUCAGUCCGAUAGUUGCGAAACUCAACAGGGUAGCACUAAGGGUUACAUUAUGUCUGAUGAGAAAAAGUGUUAUAAAGGACGUUGUUAA
This is a messenger RNA of Pieris macdunnoughi, 591 nucleotides long. Lineage: Eukaryota; Metazoa; Arthropoda; Insecta; Lepidoptera; Pieridae. The record is from the annotation of a GenBank genome assembly.